Molecule: messenger RNA, 4643 nt
Organism: Dromiciops gliroides (monito del monte)
Lineage: Eukaryota; Metazoa; Chordata; Mammalia; Microbiotheria; Microbiotheriidae
Gene: PCDH20
Product: protocadherin 20
Exons: 2
Coding region: 323-3238 (971 amino acids)
Biological process (GO): homophilic cell-cell adhesion
Cellular component (GO): plasma membrane
Molecular function (GO): calcium ion binding
Source: RefSeq, a predicted model, not a curated record
CGGAACACAAGUGUUCCCUAACUGGUGCUUGGGAACGAGGUAGAAGGAGUGUGCUUCCAUGUGAUUGCCGGCUGAACCGCGCUGCAGUCUCUGCUGCAAGUUGUCCUCUUCGGGUUCCUGCGGGAAGGGGACCACUCGGUACCUGGGUCAGGGGGCAGAGUGUGGCACAAUGCCAGCCUCCUCUCUAUGCCCUGGCCUUUCAUUUCUUCCCCAUUUGAGUCCUUUGUUAAUUGAUGUGCCUGUGACUAUUGGCUGAAGUUCUCCCAGUGAUUUGCAUGAACGGAGAGGGAGUGUCUUCUGCUGCUCUCACAUCAGUAGCUAAAUGACUGCAGUUUCACUGGGAAUGAACUGCCCAGGGAAUGUGAGGCGCUCACGAACCCUAGGAGUCAGCUGGCUGCCCGGGAACAGGCAGCAGCCUCUGGAUAUGGGGCAUCUCAACGGUCCCAGGAGCAGCAGCAGUCGGAGGAACCUGCCGCAUCUGUUACUGUUUUUCCUCUUCGUGGGACCUUUCAACUGCUUCGCAAGUUACAGUCGAGCCACGGAGCUCUUCUACAGCUUGAACGAGGGGCUACCGGCAGGAGUACUCAUCGGAAGCCUUGCUGAGGACCUGCAGCUGGUUCCCCAGGCAGCAUCAGCAGAAGCAGCAGUGGCAGCAGGGAGUGAGGAAGACCAACAAUUACACCACCACCAUCACGGAGAGGAAUGGGAUCCCCCUCUUUCCUUCAGCUUGGCAUCCCAGGGGCUGGGUGGCCAAUAUGUGACCCUGGACAACCGUUCGGGGGAGCUGCACACUUCUGCACAGGAGAUCGAUAGGGAGGCACUAUGUCUUGAAGGAGGUGGGGGAGGCGGAGGUGGUAGAGGCGGGAGGAGUGGCGUCUCAGUCUCCUCCUCACCUUCCUCAGAAUCUUGUGUCUUGCUUCUGGACGUGCUGGUACUGCCUCAGGAAUACUUCAGAUUUGUGAAAGUGAAAAUUGCCAUUCGGGACAUCAAUGACAAUGCUCCUCAGUUCCCUGUGUCCCAAAUCUCUGUCUCGGUUCCUGAAAAUGCACCUGUCAACACCAGACUGGCCAUUGAACAUCCAGCCCUGGACCCAGAUGUGGGCACUAAUGGGGUUCAGACCUAUCGCCUCUUGGACUAUCAUGGUGUAUUUACCUUGGAUGUUGAGGAGAAUGAGAAUGGAGAGCGAACCCCAUAUCUAAUUGUCAUGGGGUCAUUAGACAGGGAGACUAGAGACCAGUAUGUAACCAUCAUCAUAGCAGAAGAUGGUGGCUCUCCACCUCUCAUGGGGAGUGCCACUCUCACGAUUGGCAUCAGUGAUAUUAAUGACAAUUGUCCUCUUUUCACAGACUCACAGAUCAAUGUGACUGUGUAUGGAAAUGCAACGGUGGGCACUCCUGUGGCAGUUGUCCAGGCUGUGGAUAGAGACUUAGGUGCCAAUGCUCAGAUCACCUACUCCUACAGCCAGAAGGUUCCACAGGUAUCAAAAGACUUAUUCCACCUAGAUGAAAUCACUGGAAUCAUUAAACUCUUCAAAAAGAUUGGAGGCAAUGUUCUCCCACUACAUAAGCUCACUAUACUUGCCAAUGGACCAGGCUGCAUUCCAGCUGUAAUCUCUGUCCUGGUGACCAUCAUCAAAGUAGUUUUUCGUCCACCUGAGAUAGUUCCUCGUUAUAUUGCUAAUGAAGUUGAAGGAGUUGUUUACUUAAAGGAGUUGGAACCCAUCAACACUCCAGUUGCAUUUUUUACUAUCAGAGACCCAGAAGAUAAAUAUAAAGUGAAUUGCUACCUGGAUGGAGAUGGACCAUUCAGAUUAUCUCCCUAUCAACCAUACAAUAAUGAAUACUUGUUAGAAACCGCAAAGCCUUUAGACUAUGAGACACAACAGCACUAUGAGAUAACUGUGGUGGCCUGGAACUCUGAGGGAUUUCAUGUUAAAAAGGUGAUUAAAAUACAAAUUCUGGAUGACAAUGACAAUGCACCUGUGUUCACUCAACCAUUGAUAGAACUAUCUAUUGAAGAAAAUAAUGGGCCAAAUGCCUUUCUGACAAAGUUGCAUGCCACAGAUGCUGACAGUGGAGAGAGAGGUCAAGUUUCUUAUUUCCUUGGACCUGAUGCACCAUCAUAUUUUUUGUUAGACAAGAUUACAGGGAUUCUGACUGUGUCCACUCAGCUGGACAGAGAAGAAAAAGAGAAGUACAGGUACACAGUAAAAGCAGUUGACUCUGGAAUACCACCUCGAGAGUCAAUAGCUACAGUUGUUAUCACUGUAUUGGAUAAAAAUGACAAUAGCCCUAGGUUUAUCAACAAGGAUUUCAGCUUUUUUGUGCCAGAAAAUUUCCCAGGAUUUGGUGAAAUUGGAGUAAUCAGUGUCACAGAUGCAGAUGCAGGGCGAAAUGGAUGGGUUGCCCUUUCGGUGAUGAACCAAAGUGAUAUUUUUGUCAUAGACACUGGAAAAGGCAUGUUGAGAGCAAAAGUCUCCCUGGAUAGGGAGCAACAAAGUUCCUAUAUUUUAUGGGUUGAAGCUGUUGAUGGGGGUGAACCUGCCCUCUCCUCUACUGCAAAAAUAACAAUUCUUCUUCUUGACAUCAAUGACAAUCCUCCUCUUGUCCUGUUUCCUCAGUCAAAUAUGUCUUAUUUAUUGGUCCUACCUUCUACUCUACCUGGCUCACCAGUUACAGAAGUCUAUGCUGUUGACAAAGACACUGGUAUGAAUGCUGUCAUAGCUUAUAGCAUCAUAGGAAGAAGAGGUCCUCGGCCUGAAUCCUUUAGGAUAGACCCCAAAACUGGUAACAUUACUUUGGAAGAGACAUUGAUGCAGAAUGAUUAUGGGCUUUACCGCUUGCUGGUUAAAGUGAGUGACCAUGGUUAUCCUGAGCCCCUCCACUCUACUGUCAUGGUAAAUCUAUUUGUCAAUGACACUGUUAGCAAUGAGAGCUACAUUGAGAGUCUAUUGAGAAAAGAACCUGACAUCAGCAUAGAGGAAAAAGAACCACAAAUUUCAAUAGAACCUACUCACCGAAAAGUGGAAUCAGCCUCUUGUGUGCCCACUUUAGUUGCCCUGUCUGUGAUAAGUUUGGGUUCCAUCACAUUAGUCACUGGGAUGGGAAUAUACAUAUGUCUAAGGAAGGGGAAAAAGCAUCACCGGGAAAAUGACAAUUUGGAAGUACAAAUCCCACUGAAAGGAAAGCUUGACUUACAUAUGAUAGAGAGGAAACCAAUGGAGAUUUCUAAUAUUUGAUGUUUCCAGGGGAAAAACUCAGACAGAUGUUUGGCCUUGGACAGGCCCCAAGCAUAAUCAUAGGUGUGCUGAUUGGCAGUUCCAAUGAAGGACAAAUAAUUUAUAACUUAUAUUAUAUUGUAAAUAACUGUUUACAAGUUUUAUAAAACUCAAAUUCAGGUCUUAUAAAAUGUGUACAGCAUUUUUUAAAAUGAAAAGUUAGUAUUAACAGUUAGUGUACUGCUGAUAAACGGCUUUCCAUCAUUUGCAGCUUUCAUAUAUCAGUCAGGUAGGUCACUGAACAAAAAAGAAAGGGUAAGGUAAAUAGAAGUUUAAGUCUAAGAAGUUAUUUUAACCACAAGAGGGCAUCAGUCACUCCUAUGCAGGAAGGUGUUUGAGAUAUUAUACAUGACAGGUAUUGUAUAUGAAAAUAAUGACAAAGUAUAUUUUAAAUACAUUGUUUUGAACAUAAAAUAUAGAUAAAUCUAAAAUAAAUUAAGAUUUUGUUCUACUUGUAUGUAUGAUAAUGAAAGGAGAAGAAAUGCACUGGUAAAAUGGAAUGUUUAUUACCUCACAAAAAUAACAUGUACAGUAUGGUAGAGAAGGCAUUAACAAGAAGUGCAAUUUCUUUUCAGCAAGGAUAGAAAACAUUGCUAUGUAAUGAAAAUCUGAGCUGCUGAAUAGUGUUCUUUUCACUUCCUCUCAACUCCGGUAGCUUUCUGUUUGUUUUAUCAUUUUGCUUGCCAUUUUGGGGGUGGGGGAAGCAUUUACCCUUUCUUGAAGAAGAUGUAAAUGAAACAAUUGUGCCCGUGUCCAGCCAGAUACAAAGGGAUGUUUUGACCCUUAGUUGUCUCAUAGCUGUUGAAAAAAAUUUUGUGCUUCCUCAACUUGUCUGCUGUGCUUCUUAUUUGAGUUACAAAUUAGAUUUAACAUGCUUUCUCCAUUUCAGCUGUCAUAGGAAAAAAAUAGAAAUCACUUAAAAUAUUAGUAAUUUCAGAAGCUAAUUCACAUGGAAUCCUAGUUAUUCAGGACUGAUAUUUCACAUGGGAGAUUUAUUAUUAUAGUUAUUGUUGUUGUUGUUGUUGUUGUUUAGGUUAACUGGCUACUAUUUCUGGCUUUUGUUCUUUGGUUUUGGAUUAGGGCCAAGAGCUGCCUUUUAAGUCUGGUGGCAGAUUUCUGGGAUAAUUUAUUCUUUACUACAUCCUUUGCAAUGUAAGCAGCAGGUUCAUCAUUGAUGAAUCCCUUUCACCUCAUUGUGCAAGCUGAGAAAAAAAAAACUUUCAUGUGAGGAUUAUGGCAAAUAUAUCUAUGUAAACAAGGAAAAUGUGUCAGCUUAAAAAUGGGUCAUUUUACUUUCCAGCAUCUUAUGUCUGAUUGUACCAAAAGUGUUUAUAUGUCUGCAAAUUAAAGCUAUAUAUUUUCAUAA